This is a messenger RNA of Plasmodium gonderi, 1521 nucleotides long. RefSeq names its product conserved Plasmodium membrane protein, unknown function. The record is from RefSeq and is a predicted model, not a curated record. The transcript has 3 exons. Bases 1 to 1521 code for a protein of 506 amino acids. NCBI's taxonomy places the organism in Eukaryota, Apicomplexa, Aconoidasida, Haemosporida, Plasmodiidae.
AUGAAUGUAAGUUUCCUCUUAACCCCACUGUUGCUAUCCCUGCUGAACAAUGCAAAGGGGCAAUACAUAAAAUUCCAACGAAGGAAAGGGAAUGGAGGAAGAGGUGGUGUUGUAGGAAUGAGACAGAAAAAAGUGAUAGGAAAAUGCUUCAUAAGUGUAAGUAGCAACAUUAAGCGUUAUAAAAUUGGCAAAAAUGGAAUAGUUGAAGGAAAGUUCAGCACACGUUUUAGUAAAAAGGAUCUUCAACAUCUGAUGGGGAAAAUACCGCAGAUAAAGGACAAAAUUUUGUCUGCACCAUUAGGUAUAGUACUUGGUUUAAGUAACAUUUUCGCUUUUAUGAUUUCAUUGAACAUGUUCAAUUUGAUAAAUAGUGAACAUAGAAAUGUUUUGAUAGACAUAACUGACAAGAUUAAUUCUAAAAUAUUUUUAUUAAAUGCAAUAAAUGAUGUUAUUAGAAAACUACCCUUAGAGAUUUCAUAUUUAUCUAAAAUUGGACUUUUUUGUCUUGUUCAAUUUGGUGUGCAAUUCUUGAUAUCUCAUUUGUCCACAUAUUUGUUUUAUUCAAGAGAAGAAAGAAUAUGUACGGGAGCCAUUAAAGAUUAUGAACGUUUGCAAGUAGAUAAACAGAACCAUGAGCACAGCAGCACAAAUGAGAGAAAAAAUCAAAUAAUGACAAAACAAGAUUUUACUUUUUUAGAAGAAUGCAUGAAAGUGAAUUCCAAAAUGAUAAGCCAUCCAAAUUGUAAAGAAAUAAGUAUAGAUAAGGAAGAAACAGGGGAAAUAAAAAGAAUAAACAUGCUACAACAUAUGUGCAUAUUAAAUCAAUCGGGACUUAUACCAAUAUAUGUAUAUAAUAAUAUAUUAAAAAAAAUGAAUUGUGAAGAUCAGAAUAUUACUGUUUUUAUUAAUUUUUAUGUAUUAAUUAGUGGAAUUAUUUCAAAAAUGUAUAUUAAAUUUUUUGUUAAAAAAAAAAGUGAUUCGUUGAACACUCAGAUAAAAAAUUAUCACCACUUGUUGUCCAUGCUGAAGUCGAUUUUUCAGAAUUCAUAUUUUUAUUCCAUUUGUAUUUCUAUUUUCUUAAAAUUUUCUAAUCAAGCUAAUACAUUUUAUGAACAUUCACUAAAACAAUCCAUGCUAAUCUUUAACACUAUGUUAACCCCAUCAGUAUAUGUAAUAUUAUCAAACAUUUUGUACGAAGCUAUUAAAUUACCUUCUUCAUUAGUUCUUAAAGAUUUGUUAUUCGUUUUCUACAACAAAUAUGUUUUAUCACCUUCCAUACUUUGGACAUUGCUAUACAUAAACAAUCGAUACGAUAUUCUUAAGGUGCAUAAGAACUUGCAACUAUAUUUUUUAAUCCAGGCCAUGACACCCCCAAAUUACAACAUCUCCCUUUUAGCAAAUAACUAUGAAGGAUCAACAAAUAUUAAGAAGAUCAUAGGCAUUUCUUACCUCGUGUACCUGAUUCCUUUGUAUUUUUAUGUCUUAGUCUUGUGUAUGGUUUUUAAACAUUGGAAAGUGUAA